Molecule: messenger RNA, 474 nt
Organism: Malus domestica (apple)
Lineage: Eukaryota; Viridiplantae; Streptophyta; Magnoliopsida; Rosales; Rosaceae
Source: RefSeq, a predicted model, not a curated record
AUGGUUCUAGCUAUAGCAGUGGCAACAGUAGCAACGAUGUCACAUACAACAGCAGCUACAGAGUAUGUAGUUGGAGACGACUUGGGUUGGACUGUCCCGCCCGGCGGCGCUGCCUAUUACGUUUCAUGGGCUGCCAAUCAUAGCUUUGUACUUAACGAUGUUCUACACUUCAAGUUUAUAGAAGGAGAACAUACCGUGGCUAUGGUAACCAAGGAAAAUUUCGAGAUUUGCAACACCACAAAUCCCAUAUUUGAACUCCAGAAACCAAGUAUUAUUGGAUUUACUGCGUCAGACACAUAUUAUUUCACCUGCACCAUCGCCGGCCACUGCGCUGAAGGCCAAAAGGUUGCGGUUUAUUUCUCUCCCUCUUCAAAUACUCCAAGUCCAAGUCCAAGUGGUGCUCCUCCUACCCCUGCUACUUCCCUGCCGCCCGUCAAAUUUCUCUCUAAAAUACUUGGGCACAGAAAAGUGUGA